AUGGCUAUUAAUGAAGGCCCUACCGUGCGUUACCAUCAGUCCAUACCUUCGAGGCUGAAAAGAAAGUUGUCCAUCGACUUGGCACUUCGCCAGCGCGGCGUCCACUCCAUGUUUUAUAGUGUUGACAGCAUUUUGUUGCUACUGUUAUUUUCAAAUAAAGAAAUUCUCCGCUUAAUCUCAAACGUAUCCAAGAUGAGCAACCCUUGCGAAUGCUGUGAAAGGAAGAUAAGGUUCAUCAGAAAAAUAAAUGGAAAUUUUAUGCAUAGCAUGGUCAUUCCAGAGUGGUUUGUUAGUCAACUUGGGGGCAAAAUCUGGAGAACCAUCAAACUGCAAGCCCCUGAUGGUAUCAUAUAUGAUGUUGGACUUAGUGAGAAUAUGAAUAGAAUUAUCCUCAAGUUUGGGUGGGCAGCAUUUCUUGAUGCCAAUGAAAUCGAAGAAAACUAUUCCUUGAUGUUUCGGUACCUCGGAAACUCCCUCUUUGAGGUUACAAUAUUUGAUUCCAAUGGGAAGGAGAAAGUCUCACGCAGUCACUAUACCGAUAAUUCGAGCAGUUCUCAUCCUGGAGCUACUCAGUCAUCAGCAGGGCAAGGUUCAGAUUCAGAUGGAAGCCAGAAGGAAAGCUUGUACCGGUACAAAAAAUCAGCAAAGAUGCCCGCAAUAUAUUCUUCUUCUGAGGAAUUCUCAGAAGACAAUUUUGUGGAGUCGGAGGAUCAACAGAUGCUUUCAAAAUAUUGUGUCUUCUCAGGGCGGUGCUAUCUUACAGAAGCACAGAAGGCGAAAGUUCUUGCACUUGUAAAGAAAAUUCGACCCGAAAUCCCGGUGCUUGUUGUAGAGAUGAAGAAGAGCAAUGUAAAGCAGAGUGGUACUCUGGUAAUAUGUAAGGAUUACGCACGCAAGCACAUGCCAUGCGAAGGAACAAAUAUCAUACUCCAGCUGCCUCGAAAAGACAAGGGUUGGAAGUGCAGAUUCCAUAUCAGGCCAUCUGGAACAUCUGACGCUGGUCGCCGCAACCUUUCAUUGGGGAACUUUGUCCGUGACAAUCAUGUUAGAGAAGGCGAUAUAUGCCUCUUUGAACCAAUGACAAAUGCUAAGGAGAAAAGAUUCACUAUGACUGUCCAUCUCGUUCACAAAGCGGGCAUUUAUCAUUCCCCUGGUGAAAGAACUGACAUUGGCUCAAAUCAUGGAAGGACGAGCACUAAGAUGGCAAGUGCUAUGGAUGAACCACCUACUGAUGGUGAAGAGUACUCUUCGGAACAUGAAGAGCAUGGAGUCUCUGAUCAUUCUGAGGGAGGUUCUGAACCUCCCUUCAUGCUGGCAGACAAAGCUUACCUAACACGAGCACAAGAGAAGAAAGUGUUGGAGAAAGUCGAGGAAAUCGAGUCAGAAGUACCCUUGUAUGUUGCUAUCAUGAGCAAGUCCAAUGUCUAUCGGGGUGGUGGCUGUAACACUCCCACCCUACACUUUGGCUACCAAUACACAGGCAGAUAUCUUGUUCAGAAGUCUGCUGCUGGCCAUCAUCGUGGAAAGAGUAGCCUGAUCAGUUUGAUGCUUCAUAGGGAGGGGAGGAGUGGAUCAUGGCCUACCAAGAUGCAACACAGCAUGCAACACACAACUCAUGCGAUGAGGGUUCUCAAAGGAUGGACGUUUUUCGCCCGCGACAACCGCCUGCGGGAGGGUGACCUCUGUCUCUUCAAGCUGAUAAAGAACAAGGAGCCUCUCACUAUGGUGAUCCACAUCAUUCGCCGUGAGGAAUGUUAG
Molecule: messenger RNA, 1758 nt
Organism: Triticum dicoccoides
Lineage: Eukaryota; Viridiplantae; Streptophyta; Magnoliopsida; Poales; Poaceae
Product: B3 domain-containing protein Os03g0619600-like
Exons: 8
Coding region: 1-1758 (585 amino acids)
Molecular function (GO): DNA binding
Source: RefSeq, a predicted model, not a curated record